GAAUUUGACGCCCAAGAAGACGCCAAAUUUCACAAGCAAGGGAAAUCUCCAGCUUGUGCCCCCAUGGAAGGCCAGAUCCUCAAGUUCACCAAUGUGGUCAAGGGUUUCCAGUAUCGAUACUUUGUGCUGGACCCAGACUCGGGCAUGCUCGAGUACUUUGAGAAAGAGGAACACAAGAAACAGAGGCCUAGAGGUUCUGUGCAUUUAGCGGCGGCAGUUGUCUCACCUUCAGAGGAGGACUCUCAAACCUUCAUUGUCAGCGCCGGAAAUGGCGAAGUCUUCAAGUUGCGAGCUGCUGAUGCUCGCACCAGGCAGCUUUGGGUGGAUCGCAUCCGCUCUACUGCAGAACAUCAUACAAGCAACCUUUCUCAGCUCCCACCUCCAAACUUAAACUUGACUCCCAAAUCGACGUCAAGCCUGAGUGGUCAGACAAGGAGGAAAGAGUCAUUACGGCGCACAAGAGGCUCACACGAGAGUCUGCCGAUUUCGAAAAAAUCUCCAAGAAAUGGAUCAUUCCAAGAACUUCAAGAAUAUUUCAUGGAAGCUGAGGAUUUCUCCAAGCAUCUGGAUGACAAGAUUUCUGCACUACCCAGCUCAGGGGAAUACAUGAACGCACUAGAUGCUGAUCUUCUGCUUCUCAAGGCAACAUCUGCAGCGACGCUUCAUUGCAUCCAAGACUGUAUCAACAUUCUACAAGUAACAGAGGGCAGUGAGGAUUCACCACGCAGCCAGACCAGCAUAGAAAAAAUGCAAGUUCAAGCCACAGCUCUCCGCCUCACAGAAGGGACCAAGGAUAGAGCAGAGUCUCUGCCUUCGGCUGAUGAGGAAGUUCCGGAUGAGGAAGCAUUUCAUGCUCAAGAGCUGGGCGGCGUGGAAGAACACAAGUCAGUCAUCCUGCAUCUUCUGUCUCAGCUCAAAUUGGGCAUGGACCUCACAAAGGUGGUGCUGCCAACAUUCAUCCUGGAGCGGCGUUCCCUACUGGAGAUGUUUGCAGACUGCAUGGCUCAUCCUGAUGCUUUUCUCAAAAUUCCAGAGAUAGAGGACCCUGAAGGGAGAAUGCUGGCUGUCCUGGAGUGGUACCUCACCUCGUUCCAUAAUGGCAGACAGAGUUCAGUAGCUAAGAAGCCGUACAACCCAAUCAUUGGCGAGACGUUCCACUGCUCAUGGCACGUGGAUGAAACCAGUUCGGAGGACAAGGCGGGACAGGAGGAGGAGAAGACUGAUGCUGGGGACAAGAAGACGCACCUGACCUACACUGCUGAGCAAGUCUCCCAUCACCCCCCAGUCUCAGCAUUUUACUUUGAGUGUCCGUCCCGGAAAAUGAAGAUGAAUGCCUCUAUAUACACCAAGUCCAAGUUCAUGGGCAUGUCUAUAGGAGUGGUCAUGGUAGGGAAAAUACAUUUACGCCUGGAGUCCCACGAUGAAGACUACGUGUUUGGUUUGCCGAGUGCGUACGCCAGGUCCAUCCUGACAGUGCCAUGGGUGGAGCUGGGGGACAAAGUCCCGAUGGUGUGUGAGAAAAGUGGCUACACUGCUAACAUUGUCUUCCAUACAAAGCCUUUCUAUGGAGGCAAGCUUCACCACACGACUGCUGAGGUAAAGAACGUGAAGACGGGGGAGAUCUGCUGCAAGGUGCAGGGAGAGUGGGACAGCUCGCUGGAAUUUUCCUACUCAAAUGGGACAACAAAAACAGUUGAUGUCUCAACAUUACCGAUAUCUGGGAAGUUUGUUCGUCCUAUAGACCAACAGGGAGAGCAUGAGUCCAGACGAUUGUGGCAGCAUGUGACCAAUGCAUUGAAAACCAAUGACAUUAACACAGCUACAGAACACAAGAGAAUGUUAGAAGAAAUUCAACGAGAGGGUGAACGACAUCGAAAAGACUUGAACAUUGAGUACACGGCUAAGCAUUUCAAGAAAGUCAAUGGCUCUUGGAUCUAUCACUCCCUCCCCGAUAGUUUUGAAGGGGAGCCGAAGAAAUGAGAGGGUGUGUGACAGUGCUGCGAUAAUGUUCCCUGCUGUUGGCGAACGACAGUUUUGUGAUAUUUGGUAUUGGAGGUCUUCCCAUGGCAGUUAGACGCAUGUCUUCUUUGACGGAGAGGCAUUUGAUGUCAUGACCCAUGUUAACUUUGUUACUGAUCAUCAAUUUAUCAUGCUCUACCAGACAACUUUAAACAUUUAUAAAAGAAUAGCAGUUCGGUAUGCGUAUACAAGUUUGUGCUUGUAAAAAUACUCACAUGUAUGAAAUGUCUUUUUUUCUUUUUUGCUUAUUUGAUUCACUGUUGGAAAUUGAUUUGAUUGUUUGACAGCUUGAAACUGGCUUAACCCCGGUUAUGAAAUAAAAAGGUGAUUACUUUGAUAGAUAUAUUCUUCAUUUGACUUUUGAGAUGCUACUUGAGACUCAACAGAUUUUUUUUUAAAUAAACAUUUUACUUGACUGAAGUUAGCUGUACUGUUGUGACAGAGGAGGUUUUGGAGGCAGCAUGAGAGGAAGUAAGGGCAGAGUGUUGUAUGAAUAUGGGCUCAUCUGCGAAAUACUGACAAGAAAAAGAAGUGCUAGGCAGAUGUCUUUUCUUUUUCAUGAUGGUAUCAUUUUCUCUUGCUUCAGCUUGUUGAUUUGACAAAGGUUCAGUUUCUUCUGUAAGCCGAGGAUUUUCAGCUGAUGGGCCACAAGCUCUUACGGGGUUACGCUGCCUUUUUUUUAGGUUGCUGAGAAGAUAGGAAGAAAAAAGGUAAAAGUUCAUUUGGAUUUCCCCUUUCUAAAAAUAUGUUUAAAGUGUCUAUCAUGCAUGACGGCACUGCAACUCAAGUAUGGCCACACAGAGAAUGGUGACUACAUUUUGACUGCUCAGCGUAAGACUCUGUCAAACGUCACUUUUCAUCCUGGUGUAUGGUGGAGUUCUACACCAAGCAGUCAGUGUGUGCAUACUAGGUCAAGUAAGUUCCAAACGGAGGAUAAAAGUUUACUUGUAUGGAAGAAAGAUUAAUGCUCUAGGGUUUUGCAUCAUUAGACACAUCUGGGCUUCGAUUUAUGAUUUCAGAGCUGUGUUGACCCAACACACUUUUGCUACUCGUCUGAGUCUGUUCCCAGGUCAGUAUCAGCAUCUGCGGUGUAAUGAUUGGGCUCGUUGCUAUUCCAGGCAGAAGACUUGAGUUCGAUUCCCAAGUGAGGAAGUGGUUUUAUUGUCUAUUUGUCUCCUAGUAAGCUGAAUCCACUCAGUGUAGAUUGUCCCAGACAGGCAAUGUUGGAGCAUCCCAUCUGCUUAAUGCUCUGAAUGUGUUGAUGGGGGAGUAAGACUUUUACAAUUAAUUAAUCAUAUUUCCGAGCUACAUAUCAGAGACACUCCAUUGCCUCUAAAGCCUGUCAGUUUAUAAGUACAGACACUGUGUUAGUAUUGCUCCUGCCCUUACAUCCCCCUUGUCCUUCAUUCCCUAGUUCACCUAUCAUUACCACAUUGUCAGCCUCUAUGUAAUCUUUUUUUGCAGUUUUGUAUUUUGGUCCUAGAUUUCACUUUUUCUCUUCUUGAUGGCAUGAGGAUUUGGCAUUUUUUAUCUUUUUUUUAAAAAAUCUUAAUCUGGUCAUGAGGCUUUAGACUUGCCUUAUGAAAGUUAUGAGUUUGAGUUUGAUUUACAGGUAAUCAGGGAAGGAUGUUGCAUCUUUUGGAAAGGUUCCUUUUGCAAGGUGCCAUUUCACAAAGCUAGAAGAAAACAAUUGGUAGAGACUGAAUAUAGAGAGCUUAUUGACAUCUUGUACUUACUCUGUUUUUCCAGUUUUUAUGUAAAUCACUUUGAAAGUACUGAAUUCCAGUAACUAAAACAGGAGAAAGUAUGAAAUGAAACCAUCAUUCUAGAGGUCACAGGCAUUAACCAUUUAUAAUUGGGGGCUCAAAUGCGAAAUUUUUUACAGCCUUGCCUGCUGUGACAAAAACUCCCAAAAAUGAGAAAAAUCUGAGUUAAUACGAGAUGGUUCUCAGCUCAUAGUAUGUACAUGUAUACAGAACAUGCUGCAUAAUUAUAUGUUCUUUGGAGGACUGGGUAAGGAAAAUUUAUGAACUUUCUGACUAAGGGAGUAUUGUUCUCACACAUAAGCACUUCCACUGAAGGAAAUAACCAACUGAAUAAGCACUUGAACUUUUAAAAUCCGUUUACUCUAUUUUUCUUUGUUUUCUACUUCACACUAAAUCACCAUUAUUUAGAAUUUGGCUGUUCUGUAAAACAAACAGACUUAACUUCUCUGUGGUGUUGGGACUGUUUGAGAACUUUGUGUGCAUAUAUGGAUUUAAAGCAUAUAUUGGAGAGGCAGUUAGUGUCUGCCUUUGUGUGGAUUGCAUGUUGGAGGUUUCUUUUUGCCCUCCUUCUUUAAGUGGUUGGAAAGUGCCACUGGUAAAUCCUUCUUUUCUUUCAUUCUGUUGUUUCUAUCUGUCUUACAUUUUCCCAGCAUGAAAUGACCUUUGUGACAAUGUGUAGGCCUAUCUCUUUCUCUAGUGUUGACAAGGGCAUUAAACCUAUACGCUUACAAAGGUGCUGUAGUAGGUUUUCCUCUAUGACCUUGUGAGUUGUUGGAGGCAACCACUGUUCAUUUCCACGAUUGUUGUCUCAAUGUGCUUCAUUUUACUCAAACAAACUGUCACGUAGUCUGGACUGACCAGAUGUGUUUAUGGGCAGUUGGAAGGUGCUAUUGGUAUUUUCAACUUCUUUUCUUUCCCUCUGUUGUUCCUGUCUGUUUAUGUUCCUUGCUUUUUUCCCCAUUCUGUUUUCCCCUGCAGUAAAGGACAUUUAAUGUGUCAAUGUGCUUUCUUCACCCAAACAAACCAUAAGUGCUAACCUCCAAAAUACGUGAGAAGAUUGUGACACUGUCACUUGCCUGUAUCAGCGUGGCAAAGGUCAAAGUUAUUUUAAUAUAAAUAUUUUCUCAUAGCUUUUUUUUUUUUUUUUUUUUUUUGUUUCAAUGUAUUCUGUAACUUGUGAGUGUGGCAGUGAGUUCAUAUUGAGACUUCACUCCCAAUACAAAGCAUGAGUUUUAGCUUGCAUUUGAAUGUGCUUAAGUGUGAAUGUGCUUGUGUUUGCGUGUGUCUGUGUGUGUUUGUCAGGGAUGGAGAGAAAGAUCAUGUGAAUGUGUUCAUAUGAUUGUGCAGCUUUAUAUAUUAUGUAAUACGAACUCUUCGGAGCAAAAGUAAAAAUGAAUGACUUUGUUUGUUGGAGAGAAACAGGUGAAUAUUGUAAGAGGUUUGCGGAGUGAGGACAUGGACUGUAAAAAGACGAAAGUCUAGUCUAAGUUUUUAAAAGAGGUUCCUUUUCACAUUGUCAAGGAGAAUGUCUCUUGGGGGCAAAUGAGAAUUCUGUCACCAUUGCACAGAGGUAUUCCAGUAACUCUGCCCUCGUAUUCUUUCUUAAUGUUUUUUUUUCUUCUUCUUCAGAAAGAUGAAGACUGGCGUCUAUAGUGUAGUGAUUAACAUUUUGCCGUUGCACACAGAAGAUAACUUUUCAAUUCCCAUGUGGGAAAGUAUUUUUAUCAAGUAUCUCGUGUAUCUCUCAGCUUGGGUUGACCUUGAUAGGCAGGGUCGAAACAGCUCGCCUGCUAUAUGGUCUUCCGAGUGCUGAUGUGGGGAGUCAAACAUUUACUAGAUUUAUUUUAAAAAAAUACUUUUACAUUGUCUGAAGAAAGAUAUAUGGUGGGGAAUACUCAGCAUCUUUACUCUGACUGUUUUAGGCGUGACUUACAUAUACAUUCUAGUACGCACAUGGCGAAAUCGACGGGACUUGAAAGUCUUUUCAUUAUGUAAAAGUCUCACUGUGUGUUUUUUGAAACAUGGAAAAUGCAUGUUUAAGAAAAAGUUUGAGACUUGAAAAUCUGUUUGCUGUGUGUGUGUUCGCUAUGUAUGCUUGCUAGAUUCUAGAUUGUAGUGUUACUUAUCAUUUUUGUGUGGGUAAAUGAACUAAAACAUUUUCUCCUAAUUUUGUUUUUUCCAUCUUUGAAAGCUGCUGUGGAGACUUGUGUCUUUAGAUGUGACCCUUGUUGUAGUGGAAGGUGCUCUUGUGAGGAUAGUGCUGUGGAGACUUGUGUCUUUAGAUGUGACCCUUGUUGUAGUGGAAGGUGCUCUUGUGAGGAUAGUGCAAUACAACCACAUAGAUACAAUAAUGUGAAGUGUUGGGUGAAAUCAGAUGCUUGUCAAAGAAUGAAAUGGAAGAAAACUUCAUUUUUCCCCUGGUUUGGCAUUUUUUAUCGAAUUUUUCUAUUUUGGCUCAACACCUUUUAUGUCCAUUCCAAAACACAUUUCUGUAUGGAUUUUACUGAAAAACAUUAAAGGCACUAAAAAUGUAACUUACCAGUUUCCAAGGACUCUCAAGCUAUGGAAGUCACCAAACUUUGACGAUCAUUCUUUAGCUCAUUUGACCUCUGGAACUAGGCAACCCCCACCCCCUUCAAUCCGGGAUAUAUAUUUGAAACAUUUUAUUUGACGGGGGGGUUUUUUUUACCACAUGCCCAAAAAUUGACGAUCGCCUGAUUCCACUGCGCUGUAACACUUAUUCUACUCAGAGAAGGUAUAUAACCACCUAUAUCAUCACGGUCAUAACACAAUUGCCUUUGUCUCUUUUAAUUGUUUGUUUUUUAAAUUUCAGGAAAGUUUUAAAAAUAGGACUGACUAAGUUAACCUUAUAACUUGAGCAAGAGAGAAAAAGUCUCAAUAAGUGAAUUUUUAGUACACAAGACAGAAUCCAGGUAUACUGAGGAUAUGAAGCAAGUGGCAGGCUUUUUCUAUGUCGUACCUGUGACUAGAAUCCUGAAACAAAAAAUGACAUUAGCAAAUGUGUUAUGACCGUUUGCUGGUCAUCUCUCAGGAAGCAUUGCUAUCAUUUCCAUGCCAUCAGAGACAUUGUGAAAUCAUGUGAGCCUAGGGGGAGGGGGGGAAGGAUACAUGAUUUUGAAAGGCACUUUAAAACUUUUUAGCAUCACAAUGAGAACACACUCCAGGCUGAACUGAUCAGUACCAGCGUCUAUGGUGUGCAGUGUUUAGGCAUCAUGUCACCCUCACACAGAAGACCCGAGUACAAUUCUCAUGUGUGGAGGGUUUUUAUAAUUGAAUAUAUCUGUCUGUCUUCUAGGACAUUGUUUCCUUCUCAGCCCACUUCCUAAAUUAUCUAAAUUGUGUCAAUGAGAAUGUAAAACAUCUACAAUCACAAAAUAACAAUUGACAAAGAAUUGACCAAUAAUGUACAAUGGUUGAUCCUAGUGUUGUGCUGCUAUAAGUGAAGUGUUUACCAUUGCGUUGGUGACUUCUGUUGUCUUCUCAGCUGAAUUUAAUGAGUGAUAUCUAUUGUAUGCAUAAUUUAAUUGUAUCAUGUUGCUGUGAUCUGGUGAAACAAAGCAAUGAACAAGCUGCAUUUGAAUUGUGAGGAGUUUGAUAUAUUGUUCACAAUAUCGUAUGUCGAAUUUCUGCUGAUUGAAAUAGAAAUGUAUGAUUAUUGCAUUCAAUGUUGUAUAAAAAUCUUGUCAAGAA
Aplysia californica (California sea hare) is the source of this 7496-nucleotide messenger RNA. Its product is annotated as oxysterol-binding protein-related protein 11. Gene Ontology annotation, molecular function: sterol binding. Gene Ontology annotation, cellular component: intracellular membrane-bounded organelle; membrane; cytosol. NCBI's taxonomy places the organism in Eukaryota, Metazoa, Mollusca, Gastropoda, Aplysiida, Aplysiidae. The record is from RefSeq and is a predicted model, not a curated record.